Molecule: messenger RNA, 8039 nt
Organism: Ornithodoros turicata
Lineage: Eukaryota; Metazoa; Arthropoda; Arachnida; Ixodida; Argasidae
Gene: Cph
Product: B-cell lymphoma/leukemia 11A-like
Exons: 5
Coding region: 537-3173 (878 amino acids)
Biological process (GO): regulation of transcription by RNA polymerase II
Cellular component (GO): nucleus
Molecular function (GO): RNA polymerase II cis-regulatory region sequence-specific DNA binding; DNA-binding transcription factor activity
Source: RefSeq, a predicted model, not a curated record
UGCUAUCCGCUAAGCAGACCGCGCGUCAGCACGGACACGACCCCGUCCGUGCGGUAUCCUCCUAAACAUCAACUCCGUUGAUAUCCGAUGAUUUUAACUGUGAUGACGUUGAUGAUGAUGUCAUCUUGGUGUGUACUGGAUAUUUCUCCGCGGAGUGGACGAGUUUGGUGCGCGAGGUGUCGACGACAGUGAAACAGAUUUGUCAUCACGUGGUGUGUUUGUGGUUCUCGCGCGCGCUCUGGGAGAGCCAGUGUCGUCUGCUUCAAAACGACCGCCGUCCGCUUCAUUUUCGUUAGGAUGUUCUGAGACAGGAGUGGUGAGAAUGUUCAGUGCUUUGACUCGGAUUUGUGAAUGAGUGGUGGUGUGCUGGAGAAGUGGUGUCGUCGGGUGUCACGUGGGGUGUUGGUGUCAGCCGGGCGUCUUCCUGCGUUGCUGUAGCAGGGAAGACGCUGCGGUGGCACGUGAGAAGGCUGGGUGCCACAACGGAAGGCGAGGACGCUGAGAGACUGCUCAGCACGCACAGGACGGCCCAUGCCAUGUCACGACGAAAACAGGAGAAGCCACAACCGAGGAAAAGAUCUCUAACCGAUGAAAACGAAGACGAGGCCUCGGUGACAGCGGCUUUAUACAACAAUAAGGAAGAGCAACUUCAUCAGCGGCUCAAAGGACAACUCGACGGAAAAAGCAGUUCCUACCUUCGACUCUUUGACGAAGACGUAAAAUCCAUUACCAAAGACAACGAUCGUGCCGAACCCGAGCACUUAGUGCAGGACUUACUGUCGUGUGGUGUCUGCCAGAAAGAAUUCGCACUCGCAGACAUCGUCAAGUUCAUCCAACACAAAGUUCACUCCUGCAACAAGGAGAACUGCAUCCUCUUCGACGGGGACGACGGCGGCGCCGACGGCUAUGACAGCGACAGACCGGACGGCAACCCCGUCCCGCACCGGAGGUCCUCUUCCGGAGGACCCCCGCCGCCCACUGGAGCGGCUGUGCCCGGUAGGAAGCCGCACCAUGGACUGUUGCUCCACGGGAGGGCGAACCACCACAGUGGAGGUCUGGACCUCGCGGACAGGCUCAAGGGCACAGACUUGCAUAAGGCAUCCAGGGGGGGACACCAGGGGGACAAUGGGGACGUGGGUGCGAUGCACCACUGUUCGCGGUCGCCGGUUCAGGACAAGAAAAAGGCGACGCUGGUGGACGCCGAGGUGAACACUACCUACACUGAACCCAACAGCUACACCUGCUUCACGUGCAAGCAUACAUUUUCCACAGCAUGGCUCCUGGUGCAGCACGCGCAGAACCUUCACGGGAUGAAGAUCUACGUGGAAGCCAACAUGAGCCCUGCUCCUCUUUUUCCCACUGGACCAACAUCAGGAUCUGCGUCGGCGCGUACGACACCGAACUCCUCCUCGAAUCGAGACAUCACUGCGGAUUCUUCCCCGUCUUCAGCCCCGGCGGUGACGUCGUCCAUACCUUCAGGGGCAAGCGGAGACCCCCCUUCAACCCACCCGGCCCUACAGCUGCUGCGUAUGCCCCUUGGAGAGCGGCAGUUCGGUAGCUCUGGGGCGGGCCUCUUCACGCGGCCCUCUAGUCACGAGUUCCUUUUGGGCGAUCAGCUUCGACUCACCGCUCCCGCUACGCCGACUAUAGACAGUUUCCGACCGACCACGACGCAGGCAGGCGCUACUUCUUUUCCGGGUCUGUCACUGGAGCCCCAGUUGGAUUUCUACUCGCAACGACUACGCCAGCUAGCGGGGGCCACGAGCCCGUCAUCCCCACGCAAGCUGACGCCCCCGGCGUUCGCGGGCACAGCUUCACUGACGCCUUCGUCGACGCCGUUGCCACCUCCGCCCACGACUACAGCGGCGAGCGUGAAGACCUCAACGACCAGUGGCAGUGAACCUCCAACGGCGGCGUCUCCGAAGCUCAAGUCAUGCGAGUAUUGUGGCAAGUCCUUCCGGUUCCAGAGUAACUUAAUCGUUCACAGACGGUCCCACACGGGAGAGAAGCCCUACCGUUGCCAUAUUUGCAAUCACGCUUGUACACAGUCCAGUAAACUUAAGAGGCACAUGAAGACACACCGCAAGUCUCCGGGGGGCUCGGCUGAGAACACGAGCGUCGAGUCUGCACGGACAACGCCCGAAGACGGAGCUAGGGCGAACGGGGACGACGACGUGUCGGACGAUGCCCGGACAGUAGAUAUGGAAGAGGAUGAGGAGGAGGACUUGGACGAAGAAGAAGAGCUGGAAGACGAAGAAUUAGAAGAAGACCCAUCCGUAGCUGAAACAGCCGAGGACCUAAGUGUCCGUACGGCAACGCCGCCAGAGAAGGACUUGCCUGGACGGAAGUCUCUUCUGGGUGAGGUGAUGGAGAAAAUAGGUCUCACCAAUAUCCAGCAAUAUAACGAGGCAUACAAGCAAGCUUUAGAGGAAAGCGUGAAACCCGCUGUAAAGCAAGAACGGCCCGGAUCUGCGGCCGCUGACACAGGAGGCCCUGGAGGGAGUGCAGCGAGCAGCAGUGACGCGUCGGCUGAAAACGGACCCCUUGCCGAUGGUGCGAGCAAAUCGCUGGCGCCGCUUGACUUCGGAGGAAGUCUUCUGGGUGCCUUCGACGGUGGAUAUGACCCCAAGAGGCUUAAACUGGACCUGGGAGAGCGUGACGGUGCAAACCCAAGCCUCUACUCCGGACUGUGGCUCCCGUCGAUGGCGCAUCGCGACUUCUAUUUGGGCCUGCCACAGGGUGGAGACCUGGACGCGCGCAGCGGCAAAGACUGCAAGCUGACCAACGCUAGUCCACGACCAGGACCCAGCAAUGCGCUGGCGCUCAUGGGAGCCGCCCUGGGAAAGCCCAAGGACCGUCGCAACGACACGUGCGAGUACUGCGGCAAAGUGUUCAAGAACUGCAGCAACCUGACGGUGCAUCGACGCUCGCACACGGGUGAAAAGCCCUAUAAGUGCGAGCUCUGCAGCUACGCUUGCGCGCAGAGCUCCAAGCUGACACGCCACAUGAAGACACAUGGGCGCGUUGGCAAAGACGUGUAUCGCUGCCGGUUCUGCGACAUGCCCUUCUCGGUGCCCAGCACCCUGGAAAAACAUAUGCGCAAAUGCGUCGUUAACCAGAACCCUGGCGCCGCUGCGGUCGCAGUCGACUCGGACUCGAAGGAGAUGACGUGACCCCGGGCCUGCUUUGGACCUGGCUGGGACCUCGCCCUUGCACUGGGCGAUGCCAAGUAUUGACGGACUUCAGCGCGUAAUCCCCGGCCGGGUCUUGCUGUUCCCUGAAGCUGUGCGGGUCAUCGAAUAAUCGGGAGGGCACAAGCUGAUGGGCUCAGCACCGCGUCACGUCAUACUUUUUGGCUUCCGAGCGAACUUCCUGGACUCUCACUCUGCUGAACUAUUUGGUUUCUGUCGUUGCUGUGCCUGGUUAUUUCUUUAACACUUGCUGUCCUGGAGUGUAUUAUGAGGAAGUGUUGGACGCUUUAUGAGUGAACGGUUACUUUGAGUGAGUCCACAAAGGGCGAAUCGGCGAGCUACGGAAUAGUGGGACAACUCCAAAAGUGCCUGAUAUCCGGUGCAGGAGGAAAUACAUCUACACCCCUCGCAUUUACUUCGUUCUUCCCAGUUUCACGGGUGUCACCAGAUAAUCUACUUCCCCCGUACAUAUACCACAUGUAUCUUGGAUGAAGCAGUCCAACGAUCACCCAUAGUGGCCGUAUCUUGCCGAUCGCAACCUUGCCAGUGCUUCAUCCCCGCCACUGAAGCCGCGUUUCCUUUGGCAACCGCUUUUGGUCUUGGUGUCCUUCCGGUUGACCCCUCGCUGAGGCGGCCCUGAUCACGUGAUACCCUUUCUCACCAGCCCUAAUGUUGCACUAAACAACGUAACUAAUUUGAUGAUCGUCACUUGUGACUGUAGAGUACAAGAUACGCUAUACUUGGCGAAACUUACGUUUGUUCCUUCGUUCACGUGAUCGGCGUCAGCCAAUCGGAACGCAGCAAGAUAGAGUUACUACACUGACGUGCAAUACUGUUUCUCUUUUCCCUAAACCUUGUGAACGAGCAACUAGACUCCCCUUUUUUGUGUUCUCUCCUGGAAUCUCACGAACCCGUAUGUUCCUCAGUAAUGUAGCACGUUGCUGCGGUUUACCUCGAAGCAACCAUUUAAUUUAUGCUUGCACAUAGGCCCCGCCUAGCCUUCCCUUUUGCGUCGCAAUUGGUCUUAGUACACGGACUCUCCUGUAUCAGCGUUAGCGCAUGGAGUUGUUCCCGGAGCAGGUGUUGUGAGCAUGUGGUCAGCAAUAAAUCCAAGUCCCGUCAAAUACGUUAAUCAUGCGAUUUCGCAUAUCAGUGUGCCUUCUCGACAGGUGGGAGAAAUCCGUUCCGAGAAAAUCAUCGCUAAGAAAGCCUGGUCUUUAAUGAAGAGCUCAGCCGUGACUUUUCCCCCAAGACAGGCCGGAAUCAACUCCGCAGAGAGCAUCUGGGUCGUACGCGUUUGAUGCCCUCCGUGGCUGCAGGUCUGACAGUUGAAAUUCACAAAAAAAAAAAAUCGUAUUGCUGUGUUGAUAAAUUGCGCAGCAGUCUGUUAACUUAGUAUAGUUUUUUUCUUUUCUUUUGUCUUUAAUUUUCAAGUCUGAGGCGUGGCCGACUGCGACUAGCGUGCGCAGACGGUCCUGAAAAAAAUAAAGUAAAAUAAACCGAAGUUAAUACAAAAAUAAAAAGCGGGUCACUGACACUUUGAAAACAGAACCUCACCACAUACGGAGCAUUUUUAGAGCGCGUGUGAGUAAUUCACCGCAUCAUUUGAUCUCGUUCUUCGUUCCUGCAUGGGUUUCAACGAUGAUCAAGUCAGCGGGAAACCUGGAUCUCCCCGGGCGAUUAAGUUAAUCACUCGUAAAAAUUCACGCAACCUCAGUUUUCGAAAGCGGUGACCUGGUGUUCUGGUUAGUGCUUUGGUGAAUUUACGUGGAACCGAAGUUGGUCAAUGAAGAAUGCACAGACUUCGAGCUUAGUCACAGUAACGCUAUCGAUUGAUCGUAAUAUUGCUGUAAGCGAAGUGGACUACCUAAGGCUAAACAGGAUAUUUUCUACCACCAGGUAACAUCCAUCAAUUUCAGUGAUAAGACGGCUUAGGAAGUUUGUUGUAGUUACUGGACCAUAAUUUCAACAGCAUACCCCAGUUAUAUUGUGAGAGAGGUGAUCCAACCGGGAAAUGAAGAUGCCAGGCCACCUUGCGUGGAAUGAGCUAACAAAAAAAAGGCACUUUUUUUUUCGUUUGUACUUCGUUUUAUCUGCUGUUUUUACUAAAAGUAUGUACACUGUACAGUCACAAAACAGCUCGAAUCAGUUUUCUAGUCAUUGCAGCCUCCCCUGACGUGUGUGACAGAGCAGACCAGUGGCGCGCUUGUAGACCACCGGGGGAAUAAUAUUUAAGGACCUGAUCAUCUCAUCAAUUGUGAGGAAACAGACUCGAUUCUCUUUCUUCUGUAAUUUCGUUGUCAACAAACAUGAGACCAUAUAUCGAUGUGCUGUACGUUCAGAGAGCUGGAAUGGGCUACCAUAGAGCCUCACCAAAAUAGCCAUUAUAAUAGGGAUUGAUUAAUUGAUUGAAAACAGAUAGGUUGGUUACUCAAUCAGGAAUCAACUAAUGUGAGAGAAUCAGAGCGAACGUGAACGUGACUGCAAGAUGCUGACUUUGACACGCUUCCUUUUUUUUUUUUUUUUUUAGUCGUUCUAAACUAACUAUUGAUAAAAUGUACUAAUGUUUUUAUAACAACAAAAAGAAAACCUCUUGCUAGGCCUGUUGGCCCAUUCCACCUCGACGUACAUCAAGACCUCGAUUACUUGUACAGUUCGACCACUUGCGGACCUUUGUCCAUUUAUAGUACCAAUCAUGACCGCUACGAGGCGGCGAGGCGGGACUUUAUUCUUAUUUAGGCGGACAUUUUCAUUCUGUAUGUGUGUGUGUGCGUGUGCUUUGUUUUCUUUACGGGAGUUCAUCAAUUCUGUGAAGAGACGGACAUGAUGGUGUGUGUCGUGUUGCUGUGUGUAAAAACGUGUGGAUGUCGUGCUCUAUGUGAGCAUUAAUGAUUCUUCUCCUUCUCUAUGUGAAUGUUAUCUUCAACCAGAAAAUGCACAUUUAGGAAAACAGAAGAAAAAAGAGAAGAAAAAUGACGUCUUUGAGCCUCGUCACGGUUUCUGUAUUUUUGCUGCACCGUAUUUACGAAUAACAGUUAAUAUAGUCAUUGCAUUAAAAAAAAAUACACUUCAUGCUUUCAGUUGCUACCGGUUAACUUUAAACUUCAGUCUUUUAGUGAUGAUUGUGAUGACCGUAAUAGAAAAAGAUAUGGAGUCUUAUUUCAAUUUAAUUGCUGAACAAUCAGACGUUUACUGCUCAACGGCGCGUCUGUCUGUCUCUAAUAACUUAUUCAAGGACAUAUAUAUAUCUAGCGUCUGACUUUUUCGGCUGGAAUGCCUUCCCCGGAUUCGGAGGGAAUCGCGUGCAAUUUUUAAAUCUGUAAUUCGUGGUGAAACGGGGCGAUAUUGAUACAUGCGGGUAUAUUAACGGGUUAUUAUUUUUUUUUCCGCCCUGCAAGCCGCCUAUAGUGAAAGUGUAUAGUUAUUUGUCAAACAUGCAUGCCUCGCAGUUAACACUGACAAGCACCGCAUGUUAUAACAUCGAGUGUGCUUCGCAAAGUUUAUUGUUGCAUUCAGAUAAUAUUUACAUCAGACAGGCGCACAUAUUGCCACUCAAUAGCGCCCGUGAUAUGUGAUUCGGGGAAGAGAUUGGGUAAUUCAAAUCAUUUAUAAACUGCUUCCGGAGGGAAUAACCCGGGUUUAAAUCGGUUUCAACCCGAAAAAAGUCAGACCCUAAAUGUAUUCUACGAAUUAUUCAAGGACAGAAACCGCGACGAAGACGGUGGACGCCAUGUUGUUUUCUGAAAGCGUGAAAUGUGCAGUUCCCACGGGAGUCAUGCAGUCAUCCAAAGAGCUUCUUCGAGCGCCAGAAACAGCAAUGCGCUACACUUUCCUUCUUCAUUGCGCAUUGUAUAUACAUGUACGUAACAUACAAACGGUCGUGUUUGCUUCAUGUUAUAUUAUUCAAGUCGAAUGUUCCACAAGGUUUUGUAAAAAAAAAAUUGGAGGAAACAAGCGCUAACAAAACGCAUGGUUACCUCUACCAAACUGUGUCUUUCUACCAUAAUUACCCCGUUUUCGUUUCGUGCCCGUUCUUGGUUUUGUUUGUGGCUGUUUGUUGGCGAGUGUAUAAAUAGAGAGAAAAAAAGUAAUAGAUAUAUUUUAGCUGUGUAGUAUAAAUAUAUAUACAUAUAAAUAUAUUUGUAAAACGCCUCGGGUUAGUAUCAUCAUUUUUUGAGCCACUUUUUCUCCCCGAAUGUCGUUGAUGCCCCCCCACUCUCCCCGAGGUGAUCGUGAUGAUGUUAUUUCCGUUUCUUCAGUAAAAAUGGAAGUUGUAAGUUAAAGAGGGGAAACCCCCCACCCCACCCCCUUGUGGCCAUUAAGCGCAGUGUGGAAGGAGCCAGACGUGAUCUUCCGCGCGACCCUAUCCGGUGAUCUUUUAUAAAUACGCGAAUGUAAAGAGUUCCGCAGCAGCAGCCACAGCAGGUCUGGGAACGAAGACGCUGCAUGCUCAUUGGUCGGCUGCGAGCACGUGACGCCACCGGCGCGUCCGCUACUGGUUUUUGAUGCUAGCUAUAUCAGAGUGUGUCAGUCGUCUGGAAAAGCCGACGGUUGUUUUUUUUUUUUCAUCCUUAUUAUGGCGUUUUUUUGUGUGUGAUGCAGAAGCUGUACGUCCUAGCAUCUACAGUGUACGCUGUGUGAAGCUUUUUCUCCCUCCCUUUGGUAUCCUCGACAACUGUGUUUGUUUUUAAGUUCUGCUGCCGUAUUAUCGAUAUUCUCUUUUCCUGUCACUGUUGUUUGUAUUCAUUAUUACUAUUACGACUGAAAAUGGCACAGUCGAAGGAAUGAUGAUAUUGUAUUAUUUUCUGACGACAGAUUCCUCUAAUACAGAUUUUCAAAAACCAAACA